Carlito syrichta (Philippine tarsier) is the source of this 1866-nucleotide messenger RNA. RefSeq names its product kynurenine aminotransferase 3 (gene KYAT3). Lineage: Eukaryota; Metazoa; Chordata; Mammalia; Primates; Tarsiidae. Gene Ontology annotation, cellular component: cytoplasm; mitochondrion. Gene Ontology annotation, molecular function: pyridoxal phosphate binding; L-kynurenine:2-oxoglutarate transaminase activity. The transcript is spliced from 14 exons. The record is from RefSeq and is a predicted model, not a curated record. The coding region runs from base 109 to 1473 and encodes 454 amino acids. Gene Ontology annotation, biological process: biosynthetic process.
UGAAGCCUGUCCUUCCCACUGUACUUCCCCAGCCAGUGCCUUGUUCACCCUCUGGAUGCCCUCUGUUUGCAGUGAACCUUGUAAACAUUCUUGAAGUUGACUAACAGCAUGUUUUUGGCCCAGAGGAGACUUCGCUUUCUUGGCAGUAGAACAAAAUUCCUGAAGACAACUUAUUCUUCAAAAAUUCUGGAAUUACCUCCUUCUGCUAAAAUGUCAUUGAAAUUCACAAAUGCAAAACGAAUCGAAGGACUUGAUAGUAAUGUAUGGAUUGAAUUUACCAAGUUGGCUGCAGACCCUUCUGUUGUGAAUCUUGGCCAAGGUUUUCCAGAUAUAUCCCCUCCUAAAUAUGUAAAAGAAGAAUUAUCAAAGAUUGCAGCAGUUGAUAGCCUGAAUCAGUAUACUCGGGGCUUUGGCCAUCCAUCACUUGUGAAAGCUCUAUCCUGCCUGUAUGAAAAGAUUUAUCAAAAUAAAAUUGAUCCAAAUAAAGAAAUCCUUGUGACAGUAGGAGCAUAUGGAUCUCUUUUUAAUGCUAUUCAAGGAUUAAUUGAUGAGGGGGAUGAAGUUAUAAUCAUGGUGCCUUUCUAUGACUGCUAUGAGCCCAUGGUGAGAAUGGCUGGAGCAAUACCUGUUUUCAUUCCCCUAAGACCUAAACCUGUUGAUGGCAAAAAAUGGUCUAGUUCUGACUGGACAUUAGAUCCUCAAGAACUGGCAAGUAAAUUUAAUUCCAAAACCAAAGCUAUUAUGCUAAAUACUCCACAUAACCCCCUUGGCAAGGUGUAUUCCAGAGAGGAGCUCCAAGUAAUUGCUGACCUUUGCAUCAAAUAUGACACACUCUGCAUCAGUGAUGAGGUUUAUGAAUGGCUUGUAUAUUCUGGAAACAAGCAUUUAAAGAUAGCCACUUUUCCAGGUAUGUGGGAGAGAACAGUAACAAUAGGAAGUGCUGGAAAGACUUUCAGUGUAACUGGCUGGAAGCUUGGCUGGUCCAUUGGUCCUAAUCAUUUGAUCAAGCAUUUACAGACAGUUCAACAAAACACCGUUUAUACUUGUGCAACUCCUUUACAGGAAGCCUUGGCUCAAGCUUUCUGGAUUGACAUCAAGCGCAUGGAUGACCCAGAGUGUUACUUUAAUUCUUUGCCAAAAGAGUUAGAAGUAAAAAGAGAUCGGAUGGUACAUUUACUUGAAAGUGUUGGCCUAAAACCCAUAGUUCCUGAUGGGGGAUACUUCAUCAUCGCUGAUGUGUCUUUGCUAGAUGCAGACGUCUCUGAUAUGAAGAACAAUGAGCCUUAUGACUAUAAAUUUGUAAAAUGGAUGACUAAAAAUAAGAAACUAUCAGCCAUCCCUGUUUCGGCAUUCUGUAACUCAGAGACUAAAUCACAGUUUGAGAAGUUUGUGCGAUUUUGCUUCAUUAAAAAAGACAGCACAUUGGAUGCUGCUGAAGAAAUCAUCAAGGCUUGGCAUGAGCAGAAGUCUUAAUAUGUGCGGAAUGGGAUGUGUUUCUACCAGAUGACCUAGUAUGGAGUUGUUACUUAGUACUGCCACCUGCUGGAUAUUGAAACACAAAUACUUAAAUACAAAUGGAAUUUAAAGAUAAAGAUGUUUUUUCCAAAGAAAAGUUAACUCUACUCCUAGAAAUAUUAAGGAUAUCUGAUUUUUUUUCAGUUGGAAUGUAUUAAAACACCUCCCACUAUCAUUUUAUGAGAGUCAGUGUAGCAUAGUGGGUACGGACUGUGAGAUACUUGGCCUCUCUGGGCUUGUUUCCUCAUUACAAAGGGAAUAAAAAUAGCAGCUGCUUCAUAUGAAGGUUGUUUGUGAGGAUUACAUGAACUAAUGUAAAGCCUGGCAAACAGUAAACUCUCACUCACAUUA